GCUCUCUCUCUCUCUUUCUCCUAUUUGCCUUUCUCUUUCUCCGUUUCAUUUAUUUUAUUUUCCUCUGUUUGUCUUGCCAACCUACGUAGCACAGCAUGCUCAACAUCAGCAUAGGGAGAUAGAUAGAACAGCAAAAGUGAGGCAGAAGAAAAGGACAGAAAUAUGUCUAGCUCUAACAUCUCACUCCGUGUGAAUGCAGCCUACUGUGUCAUCCAUCAUCCAUCUGUGUGGGGGACAUCUUUGAUCUGUCAAAGAAGAGGAUCUUUGAUUUACCAGAGUUGGAUAUCUUUGUGACCUGUUGAGGAAAAAUCUCUUUUGAAAUCUACUAGAAAAGGAUAUCUUUGUACAGUGGGGGAUCUCUCCUCAUUGUGUAUUUCUAAGGAGGAUAGGAGAGCAUGUGUCCUUUGUGUUGGCCAAGGAAAGGCUCUCGGAAUACUGUAAUGGUUAAAGACUUGAUUCAGGGAUGGCCCCCUUACUACUGAAUUGUCGACAGUACAUGUCGACUGUAGAGACAGGUUCACUAUGCUGACCUUUGCUUUGGUGAAGGCAAAAGAAAUUUGACAAAUGUGAUAUGAUAUUGAGCUAUAAAUGCAUUCAACUCAACUUUUCAUCUGCCAAUAAUGCGUAGGACACCACCCCGUCUUGACGGAACACAACAAAAGAUCGACAAUCAGCAAGGUGAGGAAGAACAGGAGAGAAAAGAGGCGGAACAAGAAGAGGAAGAGAAGGGAGAAGAGGAGGGUCACCAUGAUUUGGCUAAAUCUUCUCUAUGCCCGUCCUGUAGGCGUGGUUUUGACGUUGCCCUUCUCCUACCAUGCUCCCAUACCCUGUGUGGGCGCUGUGUAGGAGGUGGAGAGGGGGCAGGGCGAUGUGUACUGGAUGAGGAAGGGGAUGGUGUGUCCCAUGCUUCCCGUGGUGGCACCCAUUCUGCCCACCACCGCUCUACCAGUACGCCUGUGUGUGCCGUGCUGUGCCCUUGUUGUCGCCACCCUGUGGAGCUGCCAUGCUGGGAGUGGGCUUCUGCCACCUGUUGCCUGCCCCCCGACCCCACCCUGACCCCUGGGUGGACAGCCAGCAGUGCUGGGGACCAGGCGGAAGAAGGGAUGAAGGCCUUCUCACAGAGGAAUCCAUUCGGCAGAGACAAAGAGGAUGUCACGGACCAGAUCACUGCUGCAUAUGGCUUACCACUGGAGGAAACUAUAGAUCUACGAGAGGAGGAGAUGGAACAGUCUGUCUCAGGUCUGACGUUCACCCUGGACCCCUCUGCUGCUGCUCCAUCCCUCCAUCUCUCCACCUCUUCUCUCUCACUGUGACGUUCCAUGGACCAAGCCCUCCGCCACUACCCUCUCGCCAUCAUGGAAACAGGGUCACAGGGUCAGUAACAAGCACUGAAUCCCAGGAGUCUGCCCCCCAUCCACUCCCUCAGGUGUGUGGGGACGUGGUCAUCAUCAGGGGUCAGUUCUACUGGGAGGUUGACGUAUGCAACAGCACCCUCUACAGGAUAGGAGUGAGCUCAUUGGACGAUGCUUGCGGCUGGUGGCUGGAAAGGCAGGGCUUGUCCUUCUCCACUGUGUAUGAUAGCUGUCGGGAGCCCUUACGUGCCGUGCCACCCCAGAUCAAGACCCUAGGGCUGUUCCUCAACAUGGGUGGAGGGACGUUGAGCUUCCACAACCCUCUGACCCAGGAGCACCUGGCCACCCUACCCACUCGCUUCAGCCAUGCUGGGGUACGUCCCGCUCUGGGGCUGGGCCAGGGCAGGCUGAGGCUCCACUGUGGCCUACCCCCUCCACCCCACGUCUUUCUCAGCCGAGCAUCCGACUAUAGAGGGCCUACUGGAGCUGGUGGGGGUCGCUGGCGCAGAGACAUGCCCUUCCGGUCUGUACGGAUGGUCAUCCAGAAGUUUGAGGAGCUGGCGGUGUCAGAUUCUGACUCAGGGCUGGUGUCCAGUUUUGGGUCAUCCUGCUCCACUCUGGCCGAACCAGGCCCAGGCCUCAGCUUCAGCCUCAGCCCAGGAGCAGCUCUCCAUUCUGGGAAAGAGAGAAAGGAGGCGGGGGCAGAGUGACAUAUGGAGGACAGAGUAUAGUACCUUGUACAAUGAAGGGCCUCUACCCUGCUGGUGAUAGGAGCAAACUGCUACCACAUCACGCUGGCACAUCGUCACAUUGCAAAUAGGUUGUCACAAGGUUGGUCAUGACAAUGUGACAAAUUUGGGAUAAACUUGUGAGAUGGAAGGACCAUUCUUCUGCUGUAUGAUGGGAGAAAAUUGAAUAACACACCAACUCUUUGGGAUGAGUUUGAUCUUUGGAUGACCAUUUCCAUGUCUAAUUUCCCAUCUCUGAAGAACUCUCUGUGACUUCUCCCCAGGAUGCUGGACUUCCUCUCAGCUACACAACCCCUGGAGGUUUGGGGCUGGGCCAGCGCUGUCUGUGUUAGGAGAAUGUCUCACUGGGGGUCCCACACUCUGGUGUGGGGGUUGAUUGUAGGACAGUAGGGUUGAUAUGGAUGGUGGUGGUGUGUGUGUGUGAGAUUGUGAGGCGUGGGAGUCAGUGGCGGUAACACUACCAGUGUUGACUCAGGGUCACAAAGACAGGUGGUAACGUACGUUUAUCCCACAGGACGUUUGUGUGUGUGUGUGUGUGUGUGUGUGUGUGUGUGUGUGUGUGUGUGUGUGUGUGUGUGUGUGUGGCGUGCAUGAAUGGGCUGGGCCCAGAAGACCUCUGAUGACCACAGGACCCUAACGACUUCAAAAGACAGGCAGGGAAAGAGGGAAUGACAAAGAUAAAGGGAAGGAGUAGGCCUUUAUAGAAAUAUAGCAGGUGGAGAGAUGGUUGGAGCAGGAAUAAGUCAGAAAUGUUAGAUUGUUUGUCCAAAUGAUUGUGAUAUUCAUUCCUACUGCAACAUUAUUUGUCUGGUCAUCUGAACCAGGAAGUAGUAUUAAAGAGGGAUUUCCCAUCCUGUCUCUCCAUGAUCUCUCUUUUCUCUUUUUCUGCUGUUUGCAUGUUCUGGAACAGACACUGGAAUCAUUUGGUCAGACCACCCAGAUUGUAAAUCAGCUGUAAAUUACAUUGUAAUUUUUUUUUUUUAAAGUUUUUACCGCAGGAAUAAAAAUGUGCAACCAG
This is a messenger RNA of Oncorhynchus tshawytscha (Chinook salmon), 3119 nucleotides long. RefSeq lists its product as uncharacterized. Bases 1004 to 2062 code for a protein of 352 amino acids. The transcript has 5 exons. Lineage: Eukaryota; Metazoa; Chordata; Actinopteri; Salmoniformes; Salmonidae. Gene Ontology annotation, molecular function: protein binding. The record is from RefSeq and is a predicted model, not a curated record.